CAAGCUGGCAUUGCAGCCACCUUCCGGCCCGGGCUCUCUUGGGGAGGGGCGGGGUUGGUGAGAACCAGUCACGUGCUCCGGGGCUCACUCGGGGUCUCCCACGGCCGGAAGUAGGGCCCCUGUGCGCAGGCGCCCUGAGGAUCCCGGGCUCCCCAUCUCACGCCAGGGGGCGGAACUUCCUGCAGCCUCUCUGCUUCCACGUCCUCGUGGGCCCUGACUUUCUGAGAGCGACGCAGAGGCUCCGGAGCCAUGCAGGCCGCAGGCCAGGGCACAGGGGGUGCGGCGGGCGAUGCUGAUGGCCCAGGAGGCCCUGGCGCUCCUGGUGGCCCAGGGGGCGAUGCUGGCGGCCCAGGAGAGGCGGGUGCUACCGGUGGCGGAGGUCCCCAGGGCGCAGGGGCAGCGAGGGCCUCGGGGCCGGGAGGAGGCACCCCGCGGGGUCCGCACGGCGAUGCCACUUCUGCGCAGGAUGGAAGGUGCCCCUGCGAGGCCAGGAGGCCGGACAGCCGCCUGCUUCAGUUCCACAUCACGAUGCCUUUCUCGUCGCCCAUGGAAGCGGAGCUGGUCCGCAGGAUCCUGUCCCCGGAUGCCGCACCGCUCCCCCGACCAGAGGCGGUUCUGAAGGACUUCGCCGUGUCCGGCAACCUACUGUUUAUCCGACUGACUGCUGCAGACCACCGCCAGCUCCAGCUCUCCAUCGGCUCCUGUCUCCAGCAGCUUUCCCUGUUGAUGUGGGUCAUGCAGUGCUUUCUGCCCGUGUUUUUGGCUCUGCUUCACUCAGGACAGAGGCGCUAAGCCCAGCCUGGCGCCCCUUCCUAAGUCGUGCCUCCUUCCCUAGGGUAUGGUCCCAGCACGAGUGGCGACUUCCUUGUGGAGGCCUGAUUGUUUGUCGCUGGAGGAGGGCGGCUUGCAUGUUUGUUUCUGUAGAAAAUAAAACUGAGCUACGA
Messenger RNA from Pongo pygmaeus (Bornean orangutan), 944 nucleotides. Its product is annotated as cancer/testis antigen 2. The coding region runs from base 250 to 792 and encodes 180 amino acids. Lineage: Eukaryota; Metazoa; Chordata; Mammalia; Primates; Hominidae. The record is from RefSeq and is a predicted model, not a curated record. The transcript is spliced from 3 exons.